Molecule: messenger RNA, 471 nt
Organism: Fraxinus pennsylvanica
Lineage: Eukaryota; Viridiplantae; Streptophyta; Magnoliopsida; Lamiales; Oleaceae
Source: the annotation of a GenBank genome assembly
AUGGUCCAGUUGAAGCCUCUUAUUGCUCUUCUUUUCUCCCUAUGUCUGCUUAUACCUUGGAUUUUUGCUAAGUCCACCGACGUUCACUACUGCAAUAAGAAGGCUAACUAUGCUGUUAAGGUCAGUGGAGUCGAGAUAACUCCUUUCCCUAUUUCUAGAGGCAAAGAGACCACCUUCAGCAUUGCUGCAUCUUCUGAUAGAGCAUUCUCUGGUGGGAAACUUACUAUUGACGUUUCAUAUUUUGGAUUUCAUGUCCAUGGUGAGACCCAUGACCUGUGUGGAAAGACGGCCUGUCCAGUUUCUGUGGGCAAUUUUGUUAUUUCUCAUUCCCAAUCUUUACCUGGAAUUACACCACCCGGUUCGUACACUCUUAAAAUGUCAAUGGUGGACGAGAACAAGAAGCAAUUGACUUGCAUUACUUUCAACUUCAGCAUUGGGCUUACAGCAUCAGAAACCUUGGCUUCUAGUUGA